UGAAAUGCAUUCAACUGAGCAACAGCGCGCACACGAGUUCAGUCGGGGAAGAAUUUAGAGGUAGGUUUUUACCUACUUUCCUUGUCAAUGUACAAAGUUGUAUGUACAUUGUUUAAAACCCAAUUAUUGGUGUCAACUUCAGCUAGCUAACAAGUUCACCAAUGUUCCCUGCAAUAAGAUAAUAUUAACUCGCAUGAUGGAGCUAACAUUAGCUAGAUAGUGUCAGCUACUGUAGACAGUUAGCUAAAUUGUAUAGGCUAUUUGAUUUUAGCUGUAGCUAGCUCUCUGACAUUGUUCACUAGCAAGGGGUUUAUUAAAAUAAGCUCCUACCUCUUCCAGACAAGCUUAGCUACCUUUAGCUAACUUACGUUAGCUAACCAGAUUCCAGUCUGGAAUACCUAACGUAACUAGUUAGCUAACAUUGAAUAUGGCUCGUGCCAGCCAUGCGUGCAGAAGUUGCACCCCUGUUUUAGCGAAUACUUUUUAAAGUAACUAUGUCUGGUCUCACGCAUGCAGCAUUGCAAUUACAAAUCUUUCUAACCAUGGUCGUUCGUUGUGAAUCCAUUAUUUCAGAGUGUGUCAACCCCAAGUUAAUAAAUCAGUCCAACAGAGAACAACAAAGUUAUCAUACACUGACUGCACCCAAAUAAUACUCGUUUACCUGACAGCUCAGAUCUGUUAGGGUCUUUGUUUACCAUGGUUGUUACUAUAAUACGUGUGAUUUGAUGUCACUGCCCGGGAAAGGACCGCUUUGGACAUAGGGAGUUUGGUUGAGCACCAUCCCACAAAAUAAUGAAGAAUAAAGCACUCUGUCAGAAAACAAACUUUGAGUGAUUAUUUGCAAACAUUAUUGUAUUUUACAGGUUCAAACAGACCAGAGGUCCAGCUGUAAACUAGCUUGCUUUCAAUCAUUGUUAAUCCAUGGAAUGGAGCAAAGGUUGACCUUCUCUCAUACAUACAGUAUGAAAAUAGCUGCAGGUAGCACUUUAACUCCAUGUUUGUCAUUGUGAAAGGUUUCCCUCUCACCCCCUCUAAUGUUUAACACUGGAUCCUUUGUGGAACUUGUAAGGGAAGAGUGCUAACAGGAAUCUCUACUCAUUGUCUUCUUAGAACAUCUGAAUUGGUGGUUUAGGCCCUACUCUCUGGUUUCUAUGAAAAUUCCUAUACCAAGCCUCACUAUAGCAAUACCACUUAGUCAUUUGAUACAGUCAGAGGUAGACUUGGGACCCCAGUGUCCAUUGUCAGGCCACUACCAUGGUGGGCAAAGACGCUAUGGUGAGUGGGGACAGGGCUGUGGAGGAAGAGGUUGAACUGGACCUGAAGGAGACCUCCCCUGGAGAGCCUGACCCCGAGAUGGCUCUUCCCCCACCUGAGGACCCCUCAGACAGCCAGACCAAGACCGCCCGUACCUGGGAGUUGUCGGUGGUGUUCCUGUGUUUCUAUGGGUUUAUGGUGCAGCUGAAGCCUGGGGAGCCCUUUAUAACACCAAACCUGCUCAGCAUGGAGAAGAACUUCACCAGGGAACAGGUGACCAAUGAGAUCAACCCGAUCCUGUCCUACUCCUACAUGGCGGUGCUGGUGCCAGUCUUCCUCCUGACAGACGUCUUGCGUUACAAGCCCGUCCUGGUCCUCUCCAGCCUCAGCCACGUGGCCAUCUGGCUCCUCCUCCUCCUGGGUUCCUCCCUCUUAGAGAUGCAGUUCAUGGAGUUCUUCUACGGCAUCACCAUGGCAGCACGCGUGGCUUACUCCUCCUAUAUCUUCUCCCUGGUCACCCCAGAGCUCUACCAACGUGUGGCCAGCUACUCGCGCUCUUGCGUCCUCAUGGGGGUGUUUGCCAGCUCGGUGCUGGGCCAGGUGCUGAUAUCCGUGGGCAGGCUCUCCUUCGCCGUGCUCAGUGCUGUCUCCUUGGCCUUGGUGUCCUUCGGCCUGGUGCUCUCCUGCUGCCUGCCCUGGCCCAAGAGGUCCCUGUUCUUCAACAGGGCCCACCAUGCUGCCCAGAGGAACCUCCAGGAGCAGGCCAGGAUGAAGCAGGGCGAAGCGGGCUUGGGUUCAGGUGACACACCCUCCCUGGCCCCUCUCAGCUCUGGUUCCUCCUGGAGGGACUCUGUGUUUAUUCAGAUGCUGAAGGAGCUGAGGAACGUGCCGCGGAGGCCCAGCCUGAGACUGUGGAGCCUGUGGUGGGUGUUCAACUCCGCUGGCUACUACCUGGUGCUGUUGUACGUCCAUGUCCUGUGGAACAAGGUGUACCCCGCCACGGAGAACAAACACGUCUACAACGGAGGGGUGGAGGCUGUCUCCACACUACUGGGUGCGAUCACGUCGUUUGCAGCGGGCUUCGUGAAGAUCCGCUGGAACGUGUGGUCUGAGCUGGUGAUCGGCGUCAUCACGGCUCUACAGGCUGGCCUGCUGCUCCUCAUGGGGACCACCAGCAACAUCUGGGUCUGCUAUGUGGCCUACUCCCUCUUCAAGGGUUUCUACCAGUUCCUCGUGCCCAUCGCCAUUUUCCAGAUCGCCUCCUCGCUCACCAAGGAGCUGUGUGCCCUGGUGUUUGGGGUCAACACUUUCCUGGCGACCGUUCUGAAGUCCAUCAUCACCCUCAUCGUCUCUGACAAGAAGGGUCUGGGACUAGACGUGCACUCCCAGUUCCUGGUCUACUUCUUCUACUUUGCCUUGCUGACAGUUAUCUACCUGGGCUGUGCUGCCUGGGUCAUCAUUCGCCACUACAGGAACCAAUCGGCAGGAGGUGGAGGGGACACCGACCAGGCAACGCCCACUGAGCUAUGUCCCGUACCAUCAAACCCCUCGGAGACGGAACCUCUGUCCAAUGGGAACAACGUGAAGGGCUGAAAGGGAUAUUCCGGAAUGUUGGCAGUGAAGCCCUUUAUCUACUUCCCCAGAGUCAGAUUAACUCGUGGAGACCAUUUUUAUGUAUCUGCAUGCCAAAUUGCUAACUACCGUUAGCGUAAUGACUGGAAGUCUAUCAGAACAGCUAGCAUGCAAGGUGUCCCUGUAGACUUCCUGUCAUUGCGCUAGCUAACGCUAGUUGGCAUUGGAUCGCGAAACUACCUCUAACUUCCUUCAUACUGGAUGCAGAGACAUACAAAUGGCAUCCAUGAGUUCAUCUGACUGUGUGGAAGUUGAUAAAGGGUCUCCUUGCCAAAAUCCUCAACUGUCCCUUGAACAUUGUGUCAUCUUUACAUCAACACCUAAACCCCCUACACUGACUUUGAGUGGUCUAAACGGUCUGGGAAUCUCUCGCUACGGUUUCCACACGACUGCACAAGGACAGAUGAGACUUAGAGGUGAGUCGAGACCUCAUGCACUUCGUUGGAUGUGUUGGGGGAGCGUAGUUUACCAGUAUUAGUGAACAGUCACUGUUCUCAGCCCUUAGUGCCUUAUCCGUUAUAUCCAACGUGUAUUCAUUUCACCAAAAGGAUGUUAUUAUGGAAUACAUUUUUUUUAUUUUUUAUAAUUACAGGCAGGGCCCACCUACAUUACUACAAGAUAAUAAAAGCUCACUCGAUCGAGCCUAAUGGUCUUGUAAGCAGCGGUGGAAAAAGUACCAACUUGUCAUACUUGAUUAAAAGUAAAGAUACCUUCAUAGAAAUGACUUAAGUAAAAGUCUAAAAGUAUUUGGUUUUAAAUAAACUUAAGUAUAAAAAAGUAAGAGUAUAAAUGCUUUCAAAUGACUUAUUAAGCAAACCAGAUGGCACAAUUGCAUUUUUUCUUCAUCAGUAGCCAGGGGGACACUCCAACACUGAGACAUCAUUUGUGUUUAGUGAGUCCGCCAGAUCAGAGGCAGUAGGGAUGACCAGGGUUGUUUUCUUGAUAAGUGUGUGAAUUUGACCGUUUUUCUGUCCUGCUAAGCAUU
Messenger RNA from Oncorhynchus gorbuscha (pink salmon), 3871 nucleotides. Its product is annotated as reduced folate transporter-like. The record is from RefSeq and is a predicted model, not a curated record. Gene Ontology annotation, molecular function: folate:monoatomic anion antiporter activity; folic acid binding. Gene Ontology annotation, cellular component: basolateral plasma membrane; plasma membrane; apical plasma membrane. Gene Ontology annotation, biological process: folate transmembrane transport. NCBI's taxonomy places the organism in Eukaryota, Metazoa, Chordata, Actinopteri, Salmoniformes, Salmonidae.